Molecule: messenger RNA, 385 nt
Organism: Cinara cedri
Lineage: Eukaryota; Metazoa; Arthropoda; Insecta; Hemiptera; Aphididae
Source: the annotation of a GenBank genome assembly
UCUGUGUAUUAACGUAUGUGUGUUUAUUAAAGUUUUUAUUGAUCCCAGUUUGUGUUAAUGCGUAACAAUUAUGUCUCGUAAAGAUUUGACGUUGGUUGAAAAAAUUUCCAUUUUGGACAAAAUUAAGGCUCAACCUCAUAGUCUUCGUGAGUUAGAGAAAUUAAUAGGCACGUCUAAAUCGGUACUAAGCCGAUUGAAAAAUAAUGAAAAAGCUAUUCGUGAACAAUGGGAAAAAUUAAACGACAGCAAUAGUGCACCUGUAAACAGAAAAAGAAAGCGGGAAGGCAAAGAUCCCGAAGUAGACAAAGCUAUCAACGAAUGGUUUUUCUGCUGUUACAGAACGUGGUGUUCGUAUUUCGGGCCCCAUGUUACAGCAGAAAGCUGA